Molecule: messenger RNA, 1057 nt
Organism: Prosopis cineraria
Lineage: Eukaryota; Viridiplantae; Streptophyta; Magnoliopsida; Fabales; Fabaceae
Product: FAS1 domain-containing protein SELMODRAFT_448915-like
Exons: 1
Coding region: 41-802 (253 amino acids)
Source: RefSeq, a predicted model, not a curated record
UGUUCUGAGGGACGAACUGGCGGGAAGAUUUUGUGCAAGAAUGAAAACGUUCUCACUCUGCAAAUUUCUCAUUCACAUGGACAUUCUCUGCAUCUUCAUCUCCUUCUUCCUCUCACUGUCUGCAAUCGCGCAGCCACCGCCUCCGGCAGUGCCAACGCCGCCGCCGCCGCAGCAGCUCCGCAACAUUAUCGACGCCCUGAUCGGGGCCGGCGACUUCACCAGUUGGGUGACCAUCCUCUCUUUGGCCAACCCAUUGAUGCUCCCGAUGAGCGCCACCCUCUUUGUCCCUCAAGACGGCAGCGAUCUCAUCUCCGAUAACCACCCAGCCAUGGACCCGCUUCUCUUCCCUUACCAUAUCGUCCCCCAGCGACUCUCUUUCUCCGAUCUUCUCCUCUUCAAGCCCAACACUCGCCUUCCCACUCUCCUCCCCGCCAUGUCCAUUGUCAUCAACAACAAUUCUCACUUCAAUUUCACUCUCGACAACAUUCCGAUCACUCACCCAAACCUCUACAGCACUGAUUCCAUCGCCGUCCAUGGAGUGGCUGGUGUUCUUGAUUACUCUGUUUUCGGUUACUCCUUCCCUCUCCUGCCACCUCCGACCACGGAAACUACAUCAGCUAACCCGAUGCCGGAGGUCCUCACACCACCGCCACCAUCACUGGAGGGAAUCUUGACGCCGCCGUUUAUGCCAAUCGGAGAUCCUUCGGAAGCAGCAUGCUCGUGCACCGAAGCACCCAUUGUUUUCUUGAAUUUUUGUUGGGUUCUGGUGUUCAAGAUGCAGAGAAUCCCUUUCAUUCGUUGAUAAUUGAGGCUCUGUUUGAUCAAGAAGUGAAAGAAUUAUCGCUCUUAAUUUCUGGAAUCACUCAAUUUUGAGGUACGAUCUUUCGUGCAAUUGAUAAGAUCCUUUCAUCACAUUGUAAGUGUAUAGGUUUUAGAGAGUUCCGUGAUUUGUGAUACCACUGUUACAUUGCAAUUGAACAUAAUGAAAUUGUCUCUGUACACUGUACUGAGUUCUUUCUUGUUUCCCAUUUGGUGGGGGGAAAAAAAUACAAGUACA